UCCUGCUCAGGCUUCUUGAGAGACACUUUUUUUUUGCCUGUGAAAGAAAGAAAGGAAAGAAAAGGGGCAAGAAGAAAAACCCGACUCUCCAAAAUGGGAGGUCAGUCCAUGCUGACUCUUGCCAUCCUCUCUGUGCUGCUUUGCCAUUGCCAGGUGCGCUGCUCCGGGGUGUUCGAGCUGAAGCUGCAGGAGUUUGUCAAUAAGAAGGGGCUGCUGGGGAACCGCAACUGCUGCCGCGCGGGGAGCGGCGGCCCCGGCGCCGGGCUGCAGCAGUGCGACUGCAAGACCUUCUUCCGCGUGUGCCUCAAGCACUAUCAGGCCAGCGUAUCCCCCGAGCCGCCCUGCACCUACGGCAGCGCCAUCACCCCGGUGCUGGGCGCCAACUCCUUCAGCGUGCCCGACAGCGCCGGCGGCGCCGAGCCCGCCUUCAGCAACCCCAUCCGCUUCCCCUUCGGCUUCACCUGGCCCGGCACUUUCUCUCUCAUCAUUGAAGCUCUUCAUACAGAUUCUCCCGAUGACCUCAACACAGAGAACCCAGAGCGCCUUAUCAGUCGGCUGGCCACACAGAGGCAUUUGACAGUGGGGGAAGAGUGGUCCCAGGACCUGCACAGCAGUGGCCGCACGGACCUCAAGUACUCCUACCGCUUUGUGUGUGAUGAACACUACUAUGGAGAAGGCUGCUCUGUCUUCUGCCGGCCCAGGGAUGAUGCCUUUGGCCACUUCACUUGCGGAGAGCGUGGAGAGAAGGUCUGCAACCCAGGCUGGAAGGGCCAGUACUGCACCGAACCAAUUUGCUUGCCUGGAUGUGAUGAACAACAUGGGUUUUGUGACAAACCUGGAGAAUGCAAAUGUAGGGUUGGGUGGCAAGGGCGUUAUUGUGAUGAGUGCAUCCGAUACCCAGGCUGCCUUCAUGGUACUUGCCAACAACCGUGGCAAUGCAACUGUCAGGAAGGCUGGGGUGGCCUUUUCUGUAACCAAGAUCUUAAUUACUGUACCCAUCAUAAGCCUUGCAAGAAUGGUGCCACUUGUACCAAUACUGGCCAAGGAAGCUACACUUGUUCUUGCCGUCCUGGGUACACUGGUUCCAACUGUGAGAUUGAAAUCAACGAAUGUGAUGCCAACCCCUGCAAGAAUGGUGGAAGCUGCACCGAUCUUGAAAACAGCUAUUCCUGUACCUGUCCACCUGGCUUCUAUGGUAAAAACUGUGAGCUGAGUGCUAUGACUUGCGCUGAUGGCCCAUGCUUCAAUGGAGGGCGAUGCACAGACAACCCUGAUGGUGGAUACAGCUGUCGCUGCCCAUUGGGUUACUCUGGGUUUAACUGUGAAAAGAAAAUUGAUUAUUGCAGCUCCAAUCCUUGUGCUAAUGGAGCCCAGUGUGUUGAUCUCGGAAAUUCCUACAUAUGCCAAUGCCAGGCUGGUUUUACUGGAAGACACUGUGAUGAUAAUGUGGAUGACUGUGCCUCCUUUCCUUGUUUGAAUGGUGGAACCUGCCAAGAUGGAAUUAAUGACUAUUCUUGCACCUGCCCCCCAGGAUACAAUGGAAAGAACUGUAGUGCUCCAGUCAGCAAAUGUGAACACAACCCUUGUCACAAUGGGGCUACUUGCCAUGAAAGAAACAACCGUUAUGUGUGUGAGUGUGCUCGGGGAUAUGGUGGACUCAACUGCCAGUUUUUGCUCCCUGAACAGCCUCAGGGACCUGUAAUUGUUGACUUCACUGAGAAGUACACUGAAGGUCAGAAUGCACAGUUUCCUUGGAUUGCAGUAUGUGCUGGGAUUAUUCUGGUCCUGAUGCUAUUGCUGGGGUGCGCUGCUAUUGUUGUCUGUGUCAGACUCAAAAUGCAAAAGAGGCACCAUCAGCCUGAUGCAUGCAGGAGUGAAACAGAGACCAUGAACAACUUGGCCAACUGCCAACGUGAAAAGGACAUUUCAAUAAGUGUCAUUGGUGCCACUCAGAUUAAAAACACAAAUAAGAAAGUAGACUUUCACAGUGAUAACUCUGAUAAAAAUGGCUACAAAGUUAGAUACCCAUCAGUGGAUUACAAUUUGGUGCAUGAAUUUAAGAAUGAGGACUCUGUUAAAGAGGAACACAGCAAAUGUGAAGCCAAGUGUGAAACAUACGAUUCAGAGGCAGAGGAGAAAAGUGCAGUACCACUAAAGAGUGAUACUUCUGAAAGAAAACGACCAGAAUCAGUAUAUUCCACUUCAAAGGACACAAAGUACCAGUCGGUGUAUGUCAUAUCAGAAGAGAAAGAUGAAUGCAUCAUAGCAACUGAGGUGUAAAACGGAAGUGAUAUGGCAAAGUUGUUGUUCAAACAAUUUCAAAGGAGAUAUGCCCCAAUGAAUGCUGCUGAAAGAGGAAAGGGAGAUAGAUUCCUUCACUGACUGCUGCUGAGAAACUAAAUUCAGGCUGAGCUGGUUCUCUACUGAAGUUAGCAAAGUGACUGCAAAAAAACAAGAUGGACACUAGGCAAGGAUCUGUGUUCAAGAAUAACUGUUGCACUGCCUUUAUGAAUUUUAUCAUUGCACUAUGGUCAGUUGCUUUUCUAUAUAUAUUUAAAUGAAGGGACUUAAUUACUACAUAAGAAGCAUGCACUGCGUGAAGUGUAUAUUUUGGAUUCUUACGAGCCAGUCUUUUCUUGAAUUAGAGACACAAACACUGCCUUUAAUGUCUUUUUUGAUACUAAAAUGUGUUUUUACUAGGUGAAAAAAAGUGUGUUAUUUUUUUGAAUCUGUAAAAAUAUUUUCAUGAUAAUUGUAAAGCUUGAGUAUUUUGUGAUGUUCAUUUUUUUAUAAUUUAAGUUUUUUGGUAAAUAUGUACAAAGGCACUUCGGGUCUAUGUGACUAUAUUUUUUUGUAUAUAUAUGUAUUUAUGGAAUAUUGUGCAAAUGUUAU
Molecule: messenger RNA, 2892 nt
Organism: Mauremys reevesii (Reeves's turtle)
Lineage: Eukaryota; Metazoa; Chordata; Testudines; Geoemydidae
Gene: DLL1
Product: delta like canonical Notch ligand 1
Exons: 11
Coding region: 94-2280 (728 amino acids)
Biological process (GO): cell communication; multicellular organism development; Notch signaling pathway
Cellular component (GO): membrane
Molecular function (GO): calcium ion binding
Source: RefSeq, a predicted model, not a curated record